Messenger RNA from Acanthopagrus latus (yellowfin seabream), 3021 nucleotides. RefSeq names its product tripartite motif-containing protein 16-like. Gene Ontology annotation, molecular function: protein binding; zinc ion binding. The transcript has a single exon. Bases 55 to 1740 code for a protein of 561 amino acids. The record is from RefSeq and is a predicted model, not a curated record. NCBI's taxonomy places the organism in Eukaryota, Metazoa, Chordata, Actinopteri, Spariformes, Sparidae.
AGUUUCAGUUAUCAGGAAGUGAAGCUCAGACAGUCGUUGUCACUGAGAGGUGAAAUGGAGCAGAAAGCAGUUCAGCUGGACCGAGAAACAAUUUCUUGUCCGAUCUGUUUGGAUCUACUGAAGGAUCCGGUGACUAUUCCCUGUGGACACAGCUACUGCAAGAACUGUAUUAAAGACCACUGGGACACAGAGCAUGAGAAGAGGAUCUACAGCUGCCCUCAGUGCAGGAAGAGCUUCACACCGAGGCCUGAGCUGCUGAAAAACACCAUGUUAGCAGCUUUAGUGGAGCAGCUGAAGAAGACUGGACUCCAAGCUGCUCCUGCUGAUCUCUGCUAUGCUGGACCUGAAGAUGUGGCCUGUGAUUUCUGCACUGGGAGGAAACUGAGAGCAGUUAAGUCCUGUCUGGUCUGUCUGGCCUCUUACUGUGAGAAACACCUCCAGCCUCAUUAUGAAUCACCUACAUUUAAGAAACACAAGCUGGUGGAGCCGUCAGAGAAGCUCCAGGAGAACAUCUGCUCUCGUCACGAUGAGGUGAUGAAGAUGUUCUGCCGUACUGAUCAGCAGUGUAUCUGUUAUCUCUGCUCUGUGGACGAACAUAAAGGCCACGACACAGUGUCAGCUGCAGCAGAGAGGACUGAGAGGCAGAGAGAGCUGGAGGGGAGUCGACACAACAUCCAGCAGAGAAUCCAGGACAGAGAGGAAGAUGUGAAGCUGCUUCAACAGGAGGUGGAGGCCAUCAAUGGCUCUGCUGAUAAAGCAGUGGAGCACAGUGAGAAGAUCUUCACCCAGCUGAUCCGUCUCAUGGAGGAAAGACGCUCUGAUGUGAAGCAGCAGGUCAGAUCCCAGCAGGAAACUGAAGUGAGUCGAGUCAAAGAGCUUCAGGAGAAGCUGGAGCAGGAGAUCACUGAGCUGAAGAGGAAAGACGCUGAGCUGAAGAAGCUCUCACACACAGAGGAUCACAACCAGUUUCUACACAACUACCCCUCACUGUCAGCACUCAGUGAGUCUACACACUCAUCCAGCAUCAACAUCCGUCCUCUCAAGUACUUUGAGGAUGUGACAGCAGCUGUGUCAGAGCUCAGAGACAAACUACAGGACGUCCUGAGAGACACAUGGACCAACAUCUCACUGACAGUGACUCAAGUGGAUGUUUUACUGUCACUACCAGAGCCCAAGAGCAGAGCUGGAUUCUUAAGAUAUUCAUGUGAAAUCACACUGGAUCCAAACACAGCAUACACACUUCUGUUAUUAUCAGAGGGGAACAGAAAAGUAACAUACAAGAGUCAACAACAGUCUUAUUCUGAUCAUCCAGACAGAUUCACUCGGUGGGAGCAGGUCCUGAGUAGAGAGAGUCUGACUGGACGUUGUUACUGGGAGGUGGAGAAGAGAGGAGACGGAGUUGGUGUAGCAGUCACAUACAAGAAUAUCAGCAGAGCAGGGAGGUCACAUGAAUGUAGAUUUGGAUACAAUGACAAAUCUUGGCUGUUAACUUGUUCCACAAACAGUUUUAACUUUUAUCACAACAAAGUCCAAACUCCCGUCUCAGGUCCUCGGUCCUCCAGAGUUGGAGUGUACCUGGAUCACAGUGCAGGUAUUCUGUCCUUCUACAGCGUCUCUGACACCAUGACUCUCCUCCACAGAGUCCAGACCACAUUCACUCAGCCGCUCUGUGCUGGAGUUCAGUUUGGCAGUUUGUUUUUUUCCUCUGGAGACUCUGCUGAGUUUUGUAAACUCAAAUAGUCUGAAGUCAUUUCAGGGUCAGUGGGUUAAAUUGUGUGUUUCAGUUCUUCAGACUUGUUGUGUUUCCAUCAUUGUUGCUGAGAGCUGAUUGUUGUGGCAUUUCUUCACUGCACACAGAUCACCUGUCAAUCAAACACUGUGGGCGGUACUUUGACGCCUUCUUGUUGUUCUGUAAAUGUUGGACUUUCUUCAGGCGGCGCUCCUUCCUGUGUCUGUUCAGCCACGGAGGCUCUCGCUGCUCAUGAUGACUUCACUUCACAUGAUCAUAAUCAAUAAGGAGAUGCUUCAUUAUUUGCUUGUACAUAGCUGAGAUUCUGCUCCAACACACUGACUGUGUGGAUGAAGUGAAUCUGUUCAUGAAAUCAUUGAACAAGAGUCAUUCAACAGACUUUACUGAUGUAAAAAAGUAAAAAAUCAUUAAUUUCUUGAGAUUUUGUUUGAAAUGUUUAUUUUAUUUCAUUUUCUCAGUCAGUAAUUUUGAUAUCAAUUAUUUGUAAUAUUUAUUAUUUUUCUUAUUUGUACCAGAUCCACAACCUGCUUUUACUAUUACACCUUAAUCAAAGAUGUGUAGAACAAAAAGGCUCAGAAAGAUUUAAGAUGUGUUUAAAUUAGUUAAAUUUGCAUCAAACUUUUUAAGCAAUUCUAAUUAAUGGAAAGUUAAAGUUCAUGUUUACGUUUUUAUACCUCUUGUAAAAAGUUGACAGCAAAUAUAAUCGUAAUGUUUAAUUCAGAGUUUGUUUGUUUUUAAAUCAUUUAAACAUGAAGGAUGAAAAUAAACAAUUCAGAAAUGUCAGAUGUUGAUAAAGUUUAUUUGAUUUGAUGAAAUAAAACUUGUGUAUAAAACACUGUGUGCAGUUUCUUAAUUAUGACACCAGAGGGCAACAUAAUCAUUUAAAUGUCUAUUUACUGGAGCUGUGGAGUCGCUUGACUACAACUACUCACUGCAUCAUUAAACAAACUAGGAUUUUUGAGCAGUUAAAGUCUGUAAUUGUCUUGUUAAUCAGUUUGAUGCCCACAUUUUGAUGUGAGAAGUUCCAAAAUGAAAAUAUGUUUUCUCCUCAUCAGGAGCUUUUACACACUUUCAACAUCUUUUUAAAUUAGUUUGAGCGCUCAGGGCCUCUGAAGGACAAGAAGGACUACCACUCUGUAGUUUUAUACAAGAAAUCCAAACUCAGAAUCCUGAUAUUUACAAUAUUAAUGAGGUAAUAAUACAAACUGCCUCCAUACGUGAAUAAACAAGCUGUUCUCAGAGGAAAACAAGGUCCCAGAACACUGUUUGAA